AUGUCCAAAAUACCCGAUGAAUUCAACCCACUGACAUCCGUGCCAGGAGAGGGUGGAAACGAAGAGAGUUGGCCCAUUGAGGAGAAUCAAAGCGAUGAUCAUACCCGUUCCUCCAACUUUGCCCCCCGAGGCGUUUCCAAAUUCCAAGAUCGCGUUCGAAACAAGCUACCGAAGCCUCUCAAUCUACGAGGCACACCGCAGGGGGAACUGAUCGGGAAACUAUAUGACGUUUGCUCGUCCACCCUGAAUGUCAGAUUAGCACGAAGCGACAACGAACGAUUUUUGGAACAAUUUGGCUACGUCAUUGUCGCAUCGCAACUGUUGAACGAACACAGCGCUCCUUCCUACACAUCCGCCGCAGAUGUCCUAUCUGCAAAACAACCCUCAGCUCUCCCGUCCCUAUCUACAACUUUUGGAAUCCAAGGCGCCAUUGUGACAGCCGCUACAUCCUUUUCUAUCGCUUGGUUAUUACAUUGGAGCCGGUCAAGGACUGGGCCAGGACUCAGUCUCAAGAAAGUUGGAGUGCUCCUGAUACUUGUGCCCGCUGUCGGUGUCUUGUUCUAUGCUUUUGCGAAACGGCAAUGGUUAAAAUAUCUCCGGCACCAGGCUGUUGAGGCAGCUGGCGCUUUCAUUGGAAACGCCCAGGGAUUUGACUCUGCUGCGUCAGCUUCUGUGGUCUUCAUUCAGGAGGUUGAACUUGUCUCAAGAGGUUAUCGGAUAAGCACUCCUCUACCACCUAUCAGUCGGCUGGAGGAUCAAGUACAAACGCGACGAUGCUUGAGAUUGCGCCGAGCGGUCUCGGAAUGCUUUUACUCCAUGCUCGAGCGGUAUAUUCAAUCCCAGAACACAUUACGCCCACUUACCGAUGAAGGUGAUCUGGCGAAAUAUUACGACAUUUACGACAUUGGACUGGAAGAACUCGAAGCGGUAGAGUCGUCCCUGUCGCAGCGAGCUAACGAAGACCAGUACUCAUUGCGUGCUCUGAGGGAUCUAUUUGGAAAACUGUACAGUGUGAGAAAAAGCGUGCUGUGCUGCUUGCUAGCCCUCAGCGCCGAUGGCGGUGGCUCCGAUAUUGCUCGGUGGAGUUCUGCUGUCGAGGAAAUGCGUGAGCUCGCUGCGGUGACUGGCAACAGCAUGCUGAAAAUGACAACAAUUCUAAAUGAGGAGGACCGCGAUACCAUUCCUCCAUCCCCACUACCUUCCGCCUCACCAAGCAAGGACCACCUGCGCGCUCAGUUUCGACGGCUCAGCUCUUUGUCACAAGGGGUGCGUGCCUUGCAUGCCAAAAUGCACAUUGCCAGCGAGGAGUCACACGCCAACCUCGAACGCGCAGACCCUGAUGAGUUCGAAGCCACCCUCCUUACACAAUAUGACUCGGUUGGCAGUGAUCUUAGGGCUCUUCUCCAAGAGUGGGAAGCUGGCAAAGCCGCAUUGGCAAACCAACACGAUCGCCUUAGUGUCGGGGAUCGCUCGCGACCACCAAGUACUUUCUUGUUACCCAUGUCCCCUACCCCCAGCCUGGGAGGAUCUACGGCAGUUGAGGGCAGCCCAACGGAUGCACUGAAAGCCUUGACUGGCGAGGGCCGGCCGGAUCUGACCCAGACCUACGAUGACGAGGAAAUUUUCGAAGCUGUUGUACUCCCGGCCUCGAGAAACAAGAGAAUGUCUUUGACAAGAGACGAACGUCUUGCACGUGUACGAGAAGACCGUGCCAGACAGGCGAUUGCCAGAGAAAAGGCAGAUGCCAGCACUAACAUGCUCAAGGAACUGGAAAUGGUCAUCAAGCAGCGACCCGGAAACAACUCUGCAAAACGAAAUCGCUCUAUUUUCGUCUGCGCCAUCCGGCACAGGUUGACUUCUACCAGCGCUAGCAGCUUGCUCGAGGCACGAUUGGAACAGGCAAGCCUUCUGAAGCGCGUCGUCGACGCCAUCAAGGAUCUUGUCCAGGACUGCAACUUCGACUGCAAUGACUCCGGAAUCGCCCUCCAGGCCAUGGACAACUCGCACGUUGCCCUAGUUUCCAUGUUGCUCCGCGCUGAGGGUUUCUCUCCCUACCGCUGCGACCGUAACAUCGCCCUCGGCAUCAAUCUGCUCUCUCUAACCAAGGUCCUCCGCGCCGCCCAGAAUGAAGACAUCCUGACCCUCAAGGCCGAGGACUCACCCGACGCCGUCAACCUGAUGUUCGAGAGUGCAGAGACAGACCGACUGAGCGAGUAUGACAUCAAGCUCAUGGAUAUUGACCAGGAGCACCUGGCCAUCCCUGAGACUGAGUACGCCGCCACCGUGGAGAUGCCUUCUUCUGAGUUCCAGCGUAUCUGCAGAGAUCUCAACGCGCUGUCCGAGUCAGUCGUGAUUGAGGCCAGCAAGGAGGGUGUCAAGUUCUCCUGCCAGGGUGAUAUCGGUAACGGAUCCGUUACCAUCCGCCAACACACCAACGUCGAUAAGCCCGACCAGAACGUCGUCAUCAACCUCUCCGAACCCGUCGCCCUGACCUUCUCCCUCAAGUACCUCGUCAACUUCUGCAAGGCCUCCAACCUGUCCUCAUCUGUCGUGCUGCACCUCUCUCAGGAAGUGCCGCUGCUUGUCGAGUACGGUCUGGGAAGUGGCCACCUGCGGUUCUACCUCGCUCCUAAGGUAAGCUCUUUAUUGUUCCGAGGUCGACAUCAUGGGAAACAGAGCUAA
Molecule: messenger RNA, 2682 nt
Organism: Penicillium egyptiacum
Lineage: Eukaryota; Fungi; Ascomycota; Eurotiomycetes; Eurotiales; Aspergillaceae
Source: the annotation of a GenBank genome assembly